Adineta steineri is the source of this 450-nucleotide messenger RNA. Lineage: Eukaryota; Metazoa; Rotifera; Eurotatoria; Adinetida; Adinetidae. The record is from the annotation of a GenBank genome assembly.
AUGGAUAGCGAUAAUGGAAAACCAAUAGUCGAUAAAAAAUCUUGUGUAAUUGAACCUGAUUUUAAAAGAAAAAUAUUUGAAUAUAAACAUGAAAAUCCAUCCAUCUUUGCAUGGGAAAUUCGUUAUCGUCUUUUCCAAGAAAUGAAAUGCAAGUUAGAAGACGUUCCAAGUAUAUCAUCAAUCCUUAAAGUUUUAAAAAAUCUUGAUUCAGUUGAAAAUUCAGAUUCUGAAGAUAAACAUCAAAAUGAAACAUCAUUUACACAAAAACAAAUUGAUGUUUUAGAACAAGUUUUUAAUAUUAAACAUUAUUCAGAUAUAUUUGAACGUGAGAAACUUGCAUUAGAACUCAAUAUAUCUGAACCAACAAUUCAAAUAUGGUUUUCUAAUCGUCGAAUGGAAUAUCGAGAAUCUGAAAGAGUAAAAGUUCAUCAGCAAGAUCAAUCAAAAUAG